This is a messenger RNA of Girardinichthys multiradiatus, 1793 nucleotides long. RefSeq names its product AU RNA binding protein/enoyl-CoA hydratase (gene auh). The coding region runs from base 38 to 994 and encodes 318 amino acids. Gene Ontology annotation, biological process: fatty acid beta-oxidation. The transcript has 10 exons. The record is from RefSeq and is a predicted model, not a curated record. Gene Ontology annotation, molecular function: enoyl-CoA hydratase activity. Gene Ontology annotation, cellular component: mitochondrion. NCBI's taxonomy places the organism in Eukaryota, Metazoa, Chordata, Actinopteri, Cyprinodontiformes, Goodeidae.
AGUAGAAGAAGGAGUAAGAUAGCUGCGGUUCUUCAACAUGGCUGCUGCAGUUGGGCGUUUAGCUCUGUGGUUAACCUGCCGAGUGCCUGUGGAUCGGGACAUAGCGCGCAGGGUGAUUGCCCCGUACCUUUACUGGCGACGGCAUAGAGAACGCCGCCCCGCAGUUACGACACGACAGUACAGCUCUGAUUCAAAGGAUGACCUGACGGUCCGGUAUCUGGAUGGUGAAGACGCGGGUAUUGUUGUUGUUGGGAUUAAUCGACCAAAAGCCAAAAAUUCCAUUAGCAAAACUCUUGUCAAAAUGAUGUUUGAGGCUGUAGAAGAUAUUAAGAAGAAUAACAAAGUGCGCAGUGUUAUUUUAUGCAGUUUGGUUCCUGGUAUCUUCUGUGCAGGUGCAGAUCUGAAAGAGAGGGCAAAGAUGGCUCAGAAUGAGGUGGGACCAUUUGUUUCAAAAGCAAGAGCCCUCAUCACAGAGCUGGAUAAUCUUUCAGUUCCAACUAUUGCUGCGAUUGAUGGGGCUGCUUUAGGAGGAGGUUUGGAAAUGGCCCUUGCUUGUGACAUCAGAAUUGCCUCCAGCAGUGCAAAAAUGGGACUAGUUGAGACAAAGCUUGCUAUUAUUCCUGGAGCAGGUGGAACACAGCGUCUCCCAAGGGUUAUUGGUGUGUCUCUAGCCAAGGAACUCAUAUUUACUGCUAGGAUAGUGGAUGGAAAAGAGGCAUAUCGCCUGGGGCUAGUCAAUCAUUCUGUAGAGCAGAAUGACAGUGGAGAUGCUGCCUAUCUUCAUGCUCUUGAACUUGCUCGAGAGAUCAACCCUCAGGGUCCAAUUGCAGUAAGGAUGGCAAAACUAGCAAUCAACCAAGGAAUAGAGGUGGAUUUAUCUACAGGUUUGGCAAUUGAAGAGGCAUGCUAUGCUCAGGUGGUACCAACUAAAGACCGAUUGGAAGGUUUGGCAGCUUUUAAGGAGAAGAGGCGUCCUCAUUAUAAGGGGGAAUGAGGCCACAGUUGUCCUUCUUCAAGAAAUUCUGUGCCAAAAUGAAAUGUAUUCCACUGCAGUCAUUUUUUACUUGAAAGAGUAAGUAAGAGUAAGUAAUACAGGUGAACUAGACAGCUUUAUUAAACCUUGUUAACACACUUGAGCUAUUGUACUUUCAGGUAAAGAUGUUUGUGCAGUAAAUGUGUUAAUUCAGUGUAUUACUACACAUUGCUCUGCACAGUGUCCAGAGGUUUUUGUUGCAUGGUAGGACACGUGGUAUUGAUAAAGUCUUUAAGGUGCAAACCAAUCUCUGGGAGUGCCGGCUAACUGCUUCUGCACUGACAUCUAGAAAUAACCAGGCUUUCAAAACGUCAUAUAAAGCAUAAACUUGGAAUGUAAAACUUUGUGUGUUUGUGUGUUUUAUUUUUUUUGUUUUCCUAAUUUAGUUUCUUCAUUUACAGUUUGUAUAUACCAUACAUGUAAUACAUGCUGGGUGUUUCAGGCAACACUAUUGCUUCAGUUUCAUGGAAAUUAAUUGAAUAUUAUUUAAUUUUCAGACCUAUUUACAAAAAUAAAAUACCAUGACCCAAAAUUUUAAAUACCUCCUGUUGAAAAACACCCUCAGUAAUGUUAGAGGUUGUGACGUUUGUCAUGAAACAACCCAAGUAAUUUAUGAUUUGCAUUUUUCUUUUCUAUUAUGUUUUUGUAUUUUUAGCUUGUCUCAAAAAGGUUUUCUUAAACAUUAAUGAGUCACAUGUCAUGUGAAGCGAGGCCAUGCCAAACAACUGCAACUGAUCUAAUAAAAGUACUUGAUACUUUC